This is a messenger RNA of Panicum hallii, 3191 nucleotides long. Its product is annotated as disease resistance protein RPM1-like. The record is from RefSeq and is a predicted model, not a curated record. Gene Ontology annotation, biological process: defense response to other organism. Gene Ontology annotation, molecular function: ADP binding. The transcript has 2 exons. Lineage: Eukaryota; Viridiplantae; Streptophyta; Magnoliopsida; Poales; Poaceae. Bases 101 to 2860 code for a protein of 919 amino acids.
GAGCCUAAAUUAAAAGCAGGUGCCAAGGGGAAGCAGUCACCAGUCAGUACUCUCCUUCUCGAAGCCUCUUCGUCGUUGCGAGAGCUUGGAGCAGGCGGAGAUGGCGGAGAUUGCCCUCAGUUUGGUGAUGCGCUUGGUUCAGGAGAUCUCCGCGCGCUUGCUCCUCGAUGCCUCCGUGCUGGCGGAGAAGGACGCCGCCUUGCUGCGGAGCGUGCCGGGGAACAUCAGGUACAUAAAGGAUGAGCUGGAAACAAUUGGAGCAUUCCUUGGUGUUGUUGAAGAUUUGCAAGAGGGUUACCCAAAAUAUCAAAUGGUGAAACCUUGGGCAGAGCAAGUGAAAGAUUUGGUAUAUGACAUAGAGGACUGCCUCGAGGAACAUAGCAUUGCCCGCACCCAUAAUUCAAGUUGGUCAAAGAGGAUACUCAGUAAUAACAAUGCUCUCCGUCAGUUUGCUGCCAAGUUAAGCUAUGUUAGGUCCAGGAUUGUUGAGGUGAGUGAGAGAAAUAGGCGCUAUGAUCUUGUUGCUCCCUAUGAAUCUACCUCUAGUUAUAUGACUAUUACGGUGGUGCUGGACCAUAUGCGGUCUCGCUUCUUGAAAGGAACUACUCAAAAUGAUACCUCUGGUGAUCCGAAGAAAGAGGUGGAUUCAUGGGCAUCUGCAUCACCCAAAGAAACCAGCAGAGGAGCUCCCAAAGUGGCUGCAAUAGCGGGCAUGUGUGGAUCAGGCAAGACUAAUCUUGCUCAUGAGAUAUAUAAUGAGAAAUGUCAUCAUUUUUCUUGCCAUGCAUGGAUUGAAUUAUCUCAGAAUGUGAAUGUCACAAAAGUUUUCAGGGAUAUGAUUGUGCAGCUCUCUCUUGAUUCUUCAAGCCAAACUGGAUAUAUUGGGGAGGAAGAGCAGCUAGCCCAUCAUAUUCAAGAAAAGCUAAAAGACAAACUGUUCUUCAUUGUUUUUGAUGGUUUAUGGACAUUGCGCGCAUGGGAUCGCAUCAAAAGGGCACUGCCUGAUAUUAGCAGAAGUGGAAGUAUGAUCAUCGUGACAACGGAAAUCCUUCAUGUUGCAGAGGACUGCACAAAGUCAGCUAAUCAUGUUUAUUUCGUUCCGCUAUUACCAGAAUGGAAAUCAUUGGAGUUUUUAAAAGAUUUGUUUCUUAAAUCAGAAAAUGGAGAGAUGAGUCCCGAAGACAAAGAAGACUUUCAAGAUCUGGACCUAGACAGCCUUAAGGUACCUGAACCACCGUUUGAAACAAUUGCAAAAGUACUGCAGAAAUGUGGGGGGCUCAAAUUAGCCAUAAAAACUGUUGCACAAUUACUUACCUCAGAGCCCCCGCAUAAAUGGGGACAACUAUGUGAGCAUCUUCCUUCGUUGCUCUACAAUGACCCAAGGCUCAAAAAGAUAAAGAGAGUGAUGACUCGGAGCUACAAAUGUUUACCACCUUAUCUUAAGCCAUGCUUCUUAUACCUCAGUAUAUUCCCAGAAGAUUCCAACAUCAAUGUGGCAACUGUUCUGCGCCGAUGGGUGGCUGAAGGCCUUGUGAGGGAGAUGACUGGGAUGAGUCCUGAGGCUGUUGCGGUAAGGUAUUUGUUUGAGCUCUUUGAUCGAAACCUGAUAAAGGCGACCAAAUUAACAAGGAAUAGAUCAUGUAAAACAUGCUGGAUCCAUCCUAUGAUGCGAGAUAUCCUGGUCAUGAUUGCACAAGAGGAGAAAUUCUCGACUACAGUUGGAAAAAAUAUAAGUACCAUUCUUCCAGCAAAGCGGUUUCGCCAUGUAACACUGGAUGGUCGGAAUGACAGGGCGUUAAUUAAAUCUGUGGAUAUUUCGGGCAUUAGGUCGUUGACAGUGUUUAGUGAACCUUCGGAAUCGAUUGCUUCACUUAUUUGCUCCUUGAAGACGGUGCGAGUUUUAGAUUUCUCAAAUGCCAGCUUUCCAAUUACUCAGCAAGACAUACAUCACAUUGGAGAAUUGUGUCAUUUAAGGUACUUGAAUCUUUCCGAGUCAAGUAUUUGUGAACUUCCUUCUUCAAUUGGUAUGCUACCAUUUCUACAAUUGCUAAACGUGAGGAAGACGCAGAUCAGAAGCCUUCCUAGCGAGAUCACUCGACUUGAGAGGCUGCAGAUCCUCAGUGCUAGUAGAAAAAUUGAGUACUCUUGUCACUACAGAAACAGACACUGCUCUUGUAAUUCAGAAGGUGUAACUGUACCUAAAGGUAUCGAAAACCUUGAGAACAUAGAAGGGUUAGAAGUUCUGGAUGUUAAGGGCAGCACUCACUCGACGGUCAAAGAUUUGGGGAAGUUAACUCGGUUGAAAUACCUGGGAUUGACUGGCCUUACAAAGAAGAACAGUGAAGAAGUCUCUGAUGCCCUGAGAAAGCUCUCCCCUUCGUUGAUAUAUCUUUAUCUUGCAGCAUGUCGGAAAAAUGGAACACUCUGCUGCCUGCCCACGGACAAGGGAUCACUGGAGUUCCCACGCCUCGAAACCAUAAAGCUGGAUGGCCAUAUAGGGACAAUGCCAGAAUGGAUUUCUCAUUCGUUGACACUUUCAGUGGUAAAACUACACAGAACUAGGCUCCAGCAGAAUAAUAUGAGGACCCUGGAGGGAAUGCACAGCUUGAUUACUCUUGCUCUUCUAGAUAGUUCCUAUGUCGACGAGGAGCUUGUGUUUUACUCAGGAACAUUUAGAGGGCUCCAGCGGCUGGAGCUUGUAGGAUUACCCAACUUGGAAGCUGUAAGGUUUCAGGAGAAAGCAGUACAACGUCUUCAAGAAAUAAGCAUCCAGUCCUGUAGAUUAAGUUUAUUCGGCCAAAGGAACCUAAACAGACUCUGGGAUGUCUUUUUUGAUAUCGGUGUUGUGGUGGUGGACUGAAAAGAGGAACACAUUAUCACUUCCUACUGAUACCAUUCCAGCUUGCAAAUGAUGAGAUUUGGGAAUAACAGCAUUCUAUGGCAAAAUGACUGAUGUGUUGGCUAAGCUCUGAACUUCCCUAAAUUUAGAAUGGCCAUAGUUAAUGGCUACGGCCUGUUAUCACUUUCUGCUUACUUGUUUAUUUUUUAUGCCCAUUCUUUUUAGAAAAGAUUAGUGAUACCAUGGUUCACUACGACAGAGUUGUGCUUGUUUGUUUCAAAAUGUAGUGAAGACAUUAUAUUUGCACUUUUACUAUCGAGUUCAAUUUAAAAACAUAUGUAGAUAAAUAUCA